GUUUAGAAUGGCACUCGAAACACACUCGGACUGGCCGCUCUGCGUCAGUCGACAGAACAUUGUGAGUGAUCGUUCUUGCUGGCAUCGUUGAAAACAAGUCACAACAAAUCACCAUACAAUAAUCUUUCAAAUUUUGCCUCCGACAAAGGGUUAUCGUUCUUGGUGGGGCUUUUUCUUUGUAAAACUGGAGAGUUUCAAUUUUUCUCAUAUUUGGAUUUAAUCUCUUACGCGGUUUUCCUGAAGUCACAUUUGCAAAGAAAAAGAAACAACUUUGGUAACGUUUCUCCGAAAGCACCUUUAUGAAGAUAAAGAGUUACUACUACUGGAUUUUUUAAAGGAAUAUUAUUUUUGAUGGAACUAUUUUCUUUUUGACUGAAACCCACGUCAGUAUUACAAGAGUUAACCUGCUGUGCAGUUUUCCCCUCUGUCCGCCAAUUGCCCCACUUACUGCAGUCGUAGAGCUGUAUUACAAUGUGGAGUAAACAGCUCAUUUUGCUCCUUCUGGUCGAGCUGGUGUGGUUUUUGGAUGUUACUGAAGCAGGGUGCUCCGAAUCUCACCAAUGCUGUAGCGGCAGGAACCCCGGGUGCAGCAGCACAGGUUGGAGAAUGGACCGAGUUUAUGGGACUUGCUACUGCGACGAAGCGUGUAAGAGUACUGGCGAUUGCUGUUACGAUUACAUUCGGACCUGUCCAGCUAGUCCAUGUGUUGUGAGUGAAUGGAGUCACUGGAGUGGCUGUGCUGAGCAAUGUGUACCGACUGUCCGGAUUCGACGGCGCCACAUUGAGCAAGAACCUCAGAAUAAUGGAGAUCCUUGUCCUGCUCUGGAGGAACGAGCAGGCUGCCUGGAGUACGUGGAUUACCAGGGCAUCCACUGUGGACAGUCUCAUGUACCUGCUUUUAUAAGCACAGCAGAAUACAAUAAUGAGAGAAGAAAGCAUACUUUGUUUGGGGAUGAAAAGAUGCCUGGAUAUUGUGCAGAAUUUACGAUCGAGUCGCUGUCCUUCCACUGCACUAUUGAGAAUCGUCCAUUUGCAAGAUGGAUGCAGUAUCUCCGAGAAGGUUACACCGUCUGCGUAACCUGUCAGCCACCAGCCUUGAAUUCACACAACCAUCGUUGUCAUGGUGAUGAGGCAAAUGUUAAUGGGACUCGUGUUUCACAGUGGCAAGCAGUGGGUAAUCCUCGGUGCAGAGGAACAUGGAAAAAAGUGCAUGAGGGGGCACAGUGUUCAUGCCCUAGUGUCCACAGUUUUAUUUUUACUUGAGAAACCGUUCAUUAUUUUAGAAACAUUCCACACUAAGUUAUAAAUUUAAGAUUAACUUUACAUGGCAGUCUGACAAAAACACCAUUUUACUUUGAAGAUCACAUUGUACAAGUAUUAUUGUCAAACAGAAUUGCAUCAUUCUGAAUGUCUUUAAAAGGUCUUUAAAAGGACUAGUUUGAAUCUUUAAUUAAAGUGGCACAGAUCUGAAAACACAGUUGGUGAUCUGUUGUGAAGUUUAUUAUACAUUCUUGGGUUUUAACCUUUUAUUUAAAAUUUGAAAUGCUUUUUGACAUCUCCCGCAGUCUGGUUGUAUUUCUAGUGCUCAGUUGAAAAUUAAUGGCAUAAUUUUCUCCAGUUUAAUAUCAAUUCUAAUCACUAAGAACACACUAAAUCUUGUCCUGACAAAUUAGGGACAAAAGUUCAGAUAGAUUCAAUUCAGCUCCUGGAGGGAUAUCUAAAACACCCAAAUGCCACACAUUAACAGUGACUAACAAUUUUAUUUAGGAUGUCAUCAUAUUAGAGUGUGAUAUGCAGAUAUGAUGGGAGGCACAGUGGGUGGGUGGGGUCCCAAGCACAUUCCCUGGGUUUGUUGUUGUGAAUUCUGCAUUGCAUCUGGACCGGCUUUAUUUGGCCAUGGGAUGAGAGGUGCAAUUAGAUAAGAAAACAAAAUGUUCUAAUUCUUCAGGCAAGUCAGUACAUACUUUUAUAAGGACAAAAUCAAAUGGGAUGUUAGUCCAAUACCAAUUCAUAGCAGCAUUUAAGAAUGCCAGUAAAAGGGAACUGAAAGUCUUCAACGUUGACAAUAACCCCACUGGGAAACAGUAGCUGAUGACAGAAAUCAACAGAAACAUUGGAAUGUGCCAUCUUGACCAUCCGUGGUUUCAAUAGUUUCAUAAUAGACACCAGGAUCAUAAGACAGGCCACAGUGCUCUAUGCCACCCUACAUCAUCAGCCAAAGAGAUUUUUAGUUGUAGCACUUAUGGCUGACUCUAUCUUUAUAGAAGCAGCUUAGUUAUUAGCAGAAAUCCAGUGUGCAAUAUGCCCUCACCAAAAUUUGAAAGCUGCACAUCAGCUCAUAUAAACAGAAUAGUGUCAACUCAUAUCUACUUUAAGUGUGUGUGUGUUGUAAGGCAAAUUGAGAAUGAAGUUAAUUGAAAGAAUGUUUCCUCAAUUUGCUUAUGAUGCAUGCAGUUUUCACCUGCAACAAAGGAUUAUUAAAAUUUAGGGAGAAUGAAAAAUAGGUGUUCUAAUGAUGGAAAAAAAACUGAACAUUUUUCAUGAUCCUUGAUAAAUUAUUAAAAUAUGGGCAUUAGUAAUAACCAACUAUAGAAUACUGUGUGGGUUUACAUGCUGUUGAAACAGUCUAUAAUGAGAGUGCAUCUAAAUGCUGCUAAUCACCAUUAAGGUAGAAACUCAUAAGCUUCACGCAUGAAUAUGUCUUUGCCAUUGAAAUCACAUUCUUUGUUCAAUUUAGUAUUGCACAAAUUACAAUUAUAAUGUACGUUUAUUAUCAUGGAAAUAAAUCAGUUAAAUUUGCAAAUAAAUGUUAAAAACAUUGUGGCAUCUA
Messenger RNA from Pristis pectinata (smalltooth sawfish), 2830 nucleotides. Its product is annotated as somatomedin-B and thrombospondin type-1 domain-containing protein. The coding region runs from base 472 to 1263 and encodes 263 amino acids. NCBI's taxonomy places the organism in Eukaryota, Metazoa, Chordata, Chondrichthyes, Rhinopristiformes, Pristidae. The record is from RefSeq and is a predicted model, not a curated record. The transcript is spliced from 5 exons.